GGACUCCUCUAUGCCCCUGCGAGGGCUGUAAGAGGAGGACGAACGGCGAUGGCGGCGGUCGCAGCGAAUCCUUCGGCUACGGCCGAGGACCCAGAGCCACAGCGCGAAGCGGUGCCGGGCCUAGAGAGCCAGCGGCGCCAGAUUGAGAACGUCGAGAGUGGGCGAGAGCGUCCACUACGGGCCGGCGAAAGCUGGUUCCUUGUGGAGCAGCACUGGUACAGACAGUGGGAAGUGUACGUGCAGGGAGGAGCGCAGGACUCGAGCACCUUCCCUGGCUGCAUCAACAAUGCUAAGCUCUUUGAAGACCAGAUAAACUGGUGCCUCAAGAAGGGAUUGGUGGAAGGUGAGGACUAUGUGCUGCUGCCCUCGGCUGCUUGGCAUUUCCUGGUCGGCUUGUAUGGUCUAGAGCAGGGCCAGCCGCCCAUUGAACGCAAGGUUGUAGAGCUGCGUGGCACCCAGAAGGUUGAAGUGUACCCAGUAGAACUGCUGCUUGUCCAGCACAGUGAUAUGGGCACACCCCACAGUGCUCAAUUCAGCCAAAUAGAUUCUAUUGACCUCGUUUUGCGUACCGCUCGAGAGAAGUUUCUGGUCCGCCCUGAGAAAGAGACACGACUCUGGGUCAAGAACUCACAGGGAUCUUUUGAGAGGUUGUGCAACACACGUGUCACAGUGCUUGACGCUGCUCUCAAGUCUGGGCAGUUGGUGGUCAUGGAGACCCGAAGCAAGGAUGGCACUUGGCCCAGCACACAGCCGCAAGCUGGGAACAAAGCAUCGAAGGAGGAUGAGGACUUCCAGGGCCAGCCAGGCAUCUGUGGUCUCACCAACCUGGGCAACACUUGCUUCAUGAACUCAGCCCUGCAGUGCCUCAGCAAUGUGCCACAGCUCACCGAGUACUUCCUCAAAAACCGCUACCUGGAGGAGCUCAACUUCUGCAACCCGCUGGGCAUGAAGGGGGAGAUCGCAGAGGCCUAUGCGGACCUGGUGAAGCAGGCUUGGUCUGGCCACCACCGCUCCAUCGUGCCCCAAAUGUUCAAGACCAAGGUCGGCCACUUUGCAUCCCAGUUUCUGGGCUACCAGCAGCAUGACUCACAGGAGCUGCUGUCAUUCCUCCUGGAUGGGCUGCAUGAGGACCUCAAUCGUGUCAAAAAGAAGGAAUAUGUGGAGUUGUGCGAUGCCGCCGGGAGGCCAGAUCACGAGGUGGCUCAGGAGGCUUGGCAGAACCACAAGCGGCGGAACGAUUCUGUGAUUGUGGACACUUUCCACGGCCUCUUUAAGUCCACGCUGGUGUGCCCUGAUUGUGGCAAUGUGUCUGUGACCUUCGACCCCUUCUGCUACCUCAGUGUCCCGCUGCCUGUCAGCCACAAGAGGGUCAUGGAGGUCUUCUUUGUCUCCAUGGACCCCCGCCGCAAACCAGAGCAGCACCGGCUCGUGGUUCCCAAGAAAGGCAAAAUCUCGGAUCUUUGUGUGGCCCUGGCCAAACACACUGGUGUCUCACCAGAAAGGAUGAUGGUGGCCGAUGUUUUCAGUCACCGCUUCUAUAAGAUCUACCAGCUGGAGGAGUCUCUGAGCGGCAUCUUGGACCGAGACGAUAUCUUCAUAUAUGAAGUGUCAGGCAGGUCUGCAAUCUGCGAGAACUCCAGAGAGGACGUGGUGCUCCCUAUCUACUUGCGUGAGCGCACCCCAGCCCGGGACUACAACAACUCCUACUAUGGCCUGAUGCUGUUCGGACACCCCCUGCUGGUGUCAGUGCCCCGGGACCGGCUCUCCUGGGACUCCCUGUACCACAUCCUGCUGUACCGCCUCUCACGCUAUGUGACCAGACCCAGCUCGGAUGAUGAGGAUGAUGGCGAUGAGAAAGGCGCACCUGUGACGUCCUACCCUAUCCUAGCAGACGUGGCAGCUAAGGACAGCAUCCCCAAGCCUGGACACGUGGCUGGGGGCAGCUCCCAGAACCCGGGGCCAGAGCAGGCUGGGCCCAGCUCUGGAGUCGCAGGCGGGAGCCGCGCCCCCGUGAACAACUCCCCUGGACCAUCUCACUGGCCCCAGAGAGCACGGCGCAAGCACCUGUUCACCCUGCAGACGGUGAACUCCAACGGGACCAGCGACCGCUCGAACUUUAACGAGGAUACUCAAGCCCAGCCAUACAUUGCCAUCGACUGGGAGCCAGAGAUGAAGAAGCGGUACUAUAACGAGGUGGAGGCUGAGGGCUACGUGAAGCAUGACUGCGUCGGGUAUGUGCUGAAGAAGGCUCCUGUGCGGCUGCGAGAGUGCAUUGAGCUCUUCACCACUAUGGAGACCCUGGAGAAGGAAAAUCCCUGGUUCUGCCCCUCCUGCAAGCAGCACCAGCUGGCCACCAAGAAGCUGGACCUGUGGAAGCUGCCGGAGACGCUCAUUAUCCACCUGAAGCGCUUUUCCUACACCAGGUUCUCCCGCGAAAAGCUGGACACCCUUGUGGAGUUUCCUCUCCGGGACCUGGACUUCUCGGAGUUUGUCAAGCCGCACAACGAGUCGGCCCCAGAGCUGUACAAAUACGAUCUCAUCGCGGUGUCCAACCAUUAUGGGGGCCUGCGUGAUGGACACUACACAACAUUUGCCUGCAACAAGGACAGUGGCCAGUGGCACUACUUUGAUGACAACAGCGUCUCGCCAGUGACUGAGAAUCAGAUUGAGUCCAAGGCAGCCUACGUCCUCUUCUACCAACGCCAGGAUGUGGCGCGUCGCCUGCAUCCCCAGCCGGACUUAUCUGACCCUCCAGCACCUCCUGCCUGCGGUCAGCCCCCCAACACCGAGUUCAUGGAUGUGAACUGAGCAGGCCCUGGCCCUGCCACGUUAACAGAAGUUAUCUCUGUUCUCUUCUUUCCCCUCUCCAGCCGCCCCCCCUCCGACCCUUAUCCUCUUAACCGUCCCUUUAACUAUUCUCUUAAAGGUGUUAGGUGCCCCAGUGCCAGGUGUUGCAGGCUUAGUUGUGGCUACUGUUCUCCUGUGCCGCCAUGUUGCUGUUUCUUGGGGAACAAGAGGUGUCUCCUCCCGGCAGUGUGACCCUGCCUGUGUUUGCCCCUUAGAGCAUUAACCUUCCCUUCUAUUCUCUAUUUAUGGUGUUGCCUUCCCUCUGUUAUCAACCUGGGGUGUUCUGCAUGGGUGGUGGUGGGGUACACCCGAACACAAGAGUGUAUUUUCUUAUUGAGACCCUGUAUCUUUCUCUGUGUAUACAUAAAGUGCCAGUGUGUUUCUCGGCA
Messenger RNA from Rhinolophus ferrumequinum (greater horseshoe bat), 3236 nucleotides. RefSeq names its product ubiquitin specific peptidase 11 (gene USP11). The coding region runs from base 49 to 2808 and encodes 919 amino acids. NCBI's taxonomy places the organism in Eukaryota, Metazoa, Chordata, Mammalia, Chiroptera, Rhinolophidae. The record is from RefSeq and is a predicted model, not a curated record. The transcript is spliced from 21 exons. Gene Ontology annotation, biological process: protein deubiquitination. Gene Ontology annotation, molecular function: cysteine-type deubiquitinase activity.